AUGAAGGACCUCACUGAGAAAUGUGAUGAGAAAUUUGAUGAGAAAUUCGACCAAAACUCUUCCAAAUAUUUUCCCACAGCUACUUUCGAGCUCUUUCACACAACCACCGCCGUGCAUGUAGUCUCCAUUUUACAGAUCUUCUUGAUUCUCCUCUUUGUGGCCAUCUAUUGGGGAAUGGAGAGUCAUGGGUUCUUUAUCCAGAAAAACUACUUCCGUUUGGUGGUGGCCAGUGUGGCAACUCUUUACUUUGCUGGAAUCACAGCUGCGAUUUUUGGUGUUUACUUGGAACGAAGACCACUUUUGAAUAUUCAGAUUAUCGUUCUUCGAUCAUUGAUGAUUUUCGCGGACAUGAUCGCUUUGUCAAUCAUUUUGAUAAUGGCAAUCGGGAAUCGACAGAAAUGGAUUGAAAGCAUUCCAUCGCAUUUCGUGAAUCAGAAACGCUUCUACAACUUGUUAGGUCCAUUUUGGAUGUAUCUUGGUGCAAUUUCUCUUCACAUUACUGUCGCCGGGAAUAUGAUUUUUCUCAAAAUCGUCAAUUGUUGUAUGCACAACGCGUAUUGUAGUGUCGUGGUGUCUCUGCGUCUCUUCACAAUUCCCACUCCCCCUUUCGUAUUCUUUGUCCACAAAGCGACCUUACUAAGUAUGAACCCGCGAAAAGGACCGAGCAAGGAGAUUGCGAUGCGUUAUGGCCUUCCCGAUCGAUGGCUAUACUGUCCGAAAAUGGGAAAUUUGGUGACGAAUCGCUUUUUCCCGUUCAAAACGCCACUCUGUUCGCUGUACGACGAUCAAAUACCCGAUCCGGCUCUGCGUUUUCACCCAAGUGACGUUUUCUCGGCGAUCAAGAAGCAAAAUCGAAAAAUUGGCUUGUGGAUCGAUCUCACGAAAACGGAUCGUUAUUAUGGAAAGAACGAGGUUGAGGAGAACGAUUGCAAGUAUCGGAAAUUGCCCUUAGCUGGUCAUGGAGCCACUCCGACAAAAGAUGAGGCUGAGCGAUUCAUUCGCAUAGCCAACGGCUAUUUGGGUGAUGAACCAGAUGGUGUGAUCGGUAUUCACUGCACUCACGGAUUCAAUCGAACGGGUUUCCUCAUUUGUGCCUAUCUAUGGAAUGUUGAUAGUCUAGCGAUGGAUGGAGCGGUGACGCUCUUUGCCCAAUGUCGCCCUUGUGGAAUCUACAAGCAAGACUACAUCAAUGAUCUCUUUGAAAGAUACGAAAAAGAUGGCGAUAUGUUAGAAGCUCCAGAGAGGCCGUCUUGGGACCGAAAUGAGGCAAAUUCACUGGUCAAUGCACCGGCUGGUCAAGAUGACGGUGCUUCUACUUCAAAUGAGAAUGUGACUGCUGGUGGGAAGCAAUUCAUGGAAGGGGAAGUCCCGGGUGUCACUUUGGUGAAUGAUCCAAUGAAGAAGCAAAUGCUACGAAGCAAGAUCAGAGAGCAAUGCGGUUAUGGAAGGGACGGCUUUCCCGGUUCUCAACCAGUUUCACUUGAAUCUUCUCCUACUAACAACAAUCUUCGAUUUAUUGCUGAAAGGCCCUACAUGGUCUCUUGGAAAGCCGACGGAAUGCGUUACUUGGUGUACAUUCAAGAUGAGGAUGAGAUCUUUGCCUUUGACCGUGACAAUGAGGUUUUUCAAAUCCCGACUCUGAAAUUUGUUCAACGACGUCGUGAAAAGCGCGAACCGUUCAAGCAUCUCACGGAUGUUCUCGUUGACUGUGAGGUGGUUAUCGACAAAGUGGAGAUAAAUGGGAAAACAACCCAAGUACCCCGGCUUUUCAUCUUCGACAUCAUUCAUUUUGGAAAGUUCUCUUUGAAGAAAGAGAACUACGAGCUUCGUCGACAAUGCAUCAAUAAAGAGAUCAUCGGCCCACGAGCAGACGCAAUUGCAAGUGGUUUCAUUCGAAGAGAACAAGAGGUCAUGUCCGUUCGAAUCAAGGAAUUUUGGGAUAUUUGCGCAGUGCCAAAACUCUUUGACGAAAAAUUCGUGAAAAAUGUUGGGCAUGAGAUUGAUGGGCUAAUUUUUCAACCUUGCGAUGAGCCGUACAUUGCCGGUCGACAGGAUUCAGUUCUGAAAUGGAAACCGCCAUCUCACAAUUCGGUCGACUUCCUAUUGCAAAUCCGUCGAAUCGCAAGGGUCAAUGAGCUGCCAUUUUACCAGGGAUGUCUUUAUGUUCAACAUUAUGAUCAAGCUUUUGCAAAUAUUAAGGCCACAAAAGCUCUUCAGCCAUAUGACGGGAAAAUCAUCGAAUGCACAAGGAACGAGAGGAAAGAAUGGGUGUUUAUGAGAGAAAGAACUGAUAAAUCACUGCCAAAUUCCUACAAAACGGCAAUGGCCGUGCUUCAAAACCCGCUGAGUUGUCGUGAAGUUCAACAUCAAAAAUACGACAACGACGGAAGAUGCAGCGCGGCCAAAGGAAACAAUAUCUUCAAGAAAACGACAGGAAGGAAAUCGGAUUACUGGAUGUUUGUGAACAGAGAAGGCCGAGGAAUCUUCCAGAACACUCACAGACGACGUUUUAAUUGCAAAGACAAGGGUGACAGCCAGCUGAUGGGACGAAUUUGGCAUGAGUUGUCUGCUGAGAAGCGAGCGAUGUACAGACAGGAGGCACAACAACAAAACGCGCCCGAUAUGGUGAAACAACGACGAAAUGAGGAGGCUUUGCGAUGCCGAGCUUCGCAUCAAAAUGCGGGACUAACUGGAUAUGAAAUGAGGAUGAAAAUACGCCAGGAGAAACAUGAAGAAAUUGUGCACCGCCUGGCAGCGAAUGCAGCCACUGAAAGCGAUUUGUCGUCAUUUACGGAUAAUCCUCUGUUUUUUUAUGGAGAAUCGAUGCAUUUAUUCGCACUAAAAGAGCUUGAAUUUGCCAAGAGUCAGUUGGUCAUCAAUUAUGUCGAGAAAAAGGGAGAAGUUUUGAAAGGGACUCUACAGAAUCAAAACUAUGCCGUCAUAAAAGUGAACAUCUAUGACUCGAUAUUCGUAUCGGCCUCCUUCAAAGCGCGAGCCCAUCCAUCUGAAUUAUCGUUGGUGAUUUUCAAUCAAGCACAAGGGAUUCUGAAAACGAAAUCAUGGAUCUUCACGUUCAAUUCACAAUUGCUCUACGGAAGUCCCGAUGGUGUCCCCGAAAAUUCGCAUGACAAUGUUCAAGCUCAAGAAAACAAGACAAACAUCUUUGUCGACCACAAAAAGAAAGAUCGCAAGAAUGAAGUGCUUGUUUAUCAGGGUUUCAAUCUUUUGCAAGAGGUGAUCAACGAGUACAAUGUACAACGGGUUCUCGUCUCAAAAAGGGAUUGGAAUCACUCAAUGAGCGCCUUGUUCUUUUUGGCACAUGCAGCACAAUGUGAGAAACAAUUUAAAGAUCUGAGGCCGAAAAUUUCACUUUUGGAGGAAACCUUGGUUGCAAGGGAUUUUUACUGGAAAAAACGAGAACCCAAAGCUACUUUUCACCCAUUCAACCAAGAGAAACUCGAGGAAUUCGUAUCGAGACCAAUGAUGAUCGACGACGCGCACAAUCGGAUUCUUGUUUGUGCGCAUCACGCGGGUAUGGCGACACUUUUUCAAAUCAAUUGUUCGCUGGCUCGGGCGGCUGUCAUUGUACACAACAUCUUCGCAAUGUGGAUGGAAACAAAAUUUGCGGAUUGGGAUGAAUCACCUCAAAAUUCUCGUUUUUCCUUUGCUCAACCGAUGACGGAAAGUUUCCCGCUUGUUGACCCUGAAGCGAGCAUCGAGCCGGUGUUGACGAAGCUGGCCGAGAUGAAUGUGCAAGAUCUUGUGAAUGAACAGCGUGAUAAUGAUGCGGGUUCAAAUCCGGAAGAGCAGAUCUUUCACAAUACAGAUCGAGAUGACGCUUUCGACAAUAUUCGAUAUCGCAAUCGUGGCCAACCAUCGAGCUACGCUUCUCUACAGAACGAUGGGCGCUACUCUGCUUCACUGCUUUCUGAAAAACGUGACCCUUCGCCGGAGGAGUAUCGAUCUCGUCAGCAAUCCGCUCAACAAUAUCGAUACUCUUCUCCACAACAAGCACAAUACGAUCAAUAUGGACGUCCGAGGCAGGAUGUACAGAAUUCUCGAUACUCACCACCUUUCCAAGUUUUCCAAGAAAGACAGUCCCGUUACCAGCAAGAAGACCAACGCCGCUAUUCGUCACCACAAAGACAGCAAGAACCUCGGUAUUCACAAGACGAUCGUUAUAUACAGGGAAGAGAUGAGAAUCGUUAUCCACCAGGGAGAGCGGAAAAUCGCUACCCACAAGGAUACUCAUCGUCACAGAAUGGACAGCAACAACGAUACUAUCAAGAGGAGCCCCGUCAUCGGCAAAGGCAACCAGAGCCUCGCUAUCCGGACCGAAUGGGUUCGAACAUCCCACCUCCACCGUCCUAUGAUGAAGCAAUUGGCGACUCAAUCUCGCGUGUUGCUUGUGAGCCAAGCGGUCGAGCCUCGCAGAAUUCUUAUGGUGACUCAAGUUACUCGACUCGAAUGGGAAGCACGAAUGGUCGUCGUGAUGAAUCAAGGACCCAAGCCAAUCAAGGUCGGAAUGAUGGCUAUGAUCGGCCAGCUCGCCAGAAAUUCAAUCAACAAAGUCGUCCUGCUCCUCGAAUGGGUGGAGCUCGAGCUACUCCUCAAUUUGAGGAAAUGACGACUUCAAUAGCUUCAUCCUCUUCAUCUCUUUCUACUUCAAAAGAACAGAAUCAUCCGAAGCUCACGUUCAAGACUCUUUCAAAACGUGAGUUCUACGAUUUCGAAUCCGAAAAGCAACGGAUUCUUGGCCUCCGAACAAGGACCACAAAGCCUAAUCAAUUUUCCGAAUUCUUGAUUGGAAGACCAACAUCACCAAGAAAC
Messenger RNA from Mesorhabditis belari, 4830 nucleotides. Lineage: Eukaryota; Metazoa; Nematoda; Chromadorea; Rhabditida; Rhabditidae. The record is from the annotation of a GenBank genome assembly.